GGGAAGUGUCUUGACACAAACCUGAGCUGGACCAAGGAGCCUUGAUCUGAGUGAGCUAACUGGCACCAUGAACAUAUUGAGUGUCUUUCUGCUCCUCUCUCUGGCUCUUUUCAGCAUUUUCUCAGGUGUCUUCAGUCAAGGAGGACAGGACAAAAGAGGCUGGAUGGCAAGAUCAGAGGGCCAGCUGCCAAGGAAAGGUGUCUUAAGGAGGCGUCUCUCUCAUAUUGACUGCAGUGAGUUCCGGGAUCCCAAGGUCUACUGCACACGGGAAUCUAACCCCCACUGUGGCUCUGAUGGCCAGACAUAUGGCAACAAAUGUGCCUUCUGUAAGGCGAUGGUGAAAAGUGGUGGGAAGAUCAAUCUAAAGCAUCAAGGAAAAUGCUGAGUUUUGUGCCGUGUUUGUGCUGACUUCCAGCCACUUCUUUUCUCACUUCUGUUUUUCUCCAAUGGAUCCCUUAAAUUUCUAAAAAUAUGCCUUCUACUCUGUCUGGCUCUUGGGCAGUUCAGUAUAUAUCUA
Messenger RNA from Ailuropoda melanoleuca (giant panda), 517 nucleotides. It is a transcript of the gene SPINK6, whose product is annotated as serine peptidase inhibitor Kazal type 6. Lineage: Eukaryota; Metazoa; Chordata; Mammalia; Carnivora; Ursidae. The transcript is spliced from 5 exons. Bases 68 to 385 code for a protein of 105 amino acids. Gene Ontology annotation, molecular function: protein binding. The record is from RefSeq and is a predicted model, not a curated record.